AUGUCUACAGGAGCAUUGCCACCANAAAAGGCGGCUGAAAAGACCCUCGAGACUGGCGUCCACCAUCUCGAAGAAGACUUGCAAUUGACCUUUCUCAAGAACAUCUAUGGCGCUCUACUAAUCUCGGCAGGAGGCUUGCUCUCCCUCACUUUGGUUACUGGUACUCCGGGCUUGUCACAGACCAAUCCUGGACUUCCACGGAUUUUGCAGGGAAUCACGUUCCCUAUUGGCCUUGUCCUGGUCUAUCUUGUGGGAGCUGAGUUGUACACUGGAUAUCCCAUGUGCGAAGAUCCCUUCAAGAGUGGUACCAUCUCCAUGGUCUCCAAAGACAUCAUCGAAUCCCAAUGGCACAUCAUCUUCCUUCGCGCCAUUCUCUGCGGCUGGCUGGUAACCUUUUCUAUGAUGUUGGGCACACAAAACCAAGACGGCAUUAGCAAAGCUUUGGCUUUGCAUUUGCCCUUCUUCAUUUCGACAGCGGCAAAGUGCCCACAUACAGUCGAGUACAUGUAUCUCGGCUCCACUGCCAUGUUCCUUGGCUCUCCCAUGUCGGUGGGCAUGUUCAUCUGGAAAUGCCUGAUUCCCAUUACCUUGGGAAAUACUAUUGGCGGAGGCCUAUUCACGGGUGCCUAUUCUUGGUGGGUGCAUCUCUACUGUGAUGACAAAAAGGCUGCUCAUGGUGAUGGAAAUGGCUGGGGUAAUGUCAGACUUGAUGACGAUGAGUAA
Aureobasidium vineae is the source of this 723-nucleotide messenger RNA. The record is from the annotation of a GenBank genome assembly. Lineage: Eukaryota; Fungi; Ascomycota; Dothideomycetes; Dothideales; Saccotheciaceae.